CUUUCUCCCACUCUCAUUUUGCCGUUUUGUUCCUUCACUUUCGCAAAAUGUCGGACAUGGAUGAAGACGACAUUGCGAUCGACGACCCGCGUCGCGCAAACCACAACGCGCUGGAGCGCAAGCGACGCAUCUUCCAAAAGGACCGAUUGCAGGAGCUCAAGCGAUGCGUCCCGUUCAUCAAGGAUGCCAAGUCGUCGACUGUGGAAAUCCUUCAGAAAUCCACAGAGUACAUUGCCUAUCUCCGAUCGAAGCAGACCGAGCAGGAUGCGCAACUACAGUCCAUGCGAGCCAUCCAAAAGUAUCUCGUCGACAAACUCCGCGAGUGUACCAACGGCGCAGUCACUCUGCCCGAUAUCCCGCUUGCUCCGAUUCUCGUGCCACCACCAGCCGUCGUUUUCACCGAGCCCGAAGAACAGGACGACUCGCCGCCACCACAGCGCGAACGCACAAACAGCCGGUCGCAACGCACUCGCUCGUCCAUUUCCACAUCGUCCGCUUUAUCCGCAAUGACCAUGAACGACACCCACCCGACUCCCCCGAUGCCGACGUCCCGCACGGAUACGCCCUUGUUUGUUGGAGAUGGUAUUGGUAGUGGUAGUAGCAGUCGUAGCAGUAGCAGCGCCAGCAAUGUCAGUAGCAUGGCCACCGCCAGUAGCAUUGCCACCGUCAAUGGCGGUGACGCUGCCAACAGCUUGUCCAAAAAACGACGACACGAGCCAGAAACCGCCUCGUUCGACUCUGCGCAGCACGCACAACAACAGCAAAUUCAUGCACAACGCGAAAAGACGCGCGUUCAGAUGCAACAGCAAGGCCGUCCUCGGCGCAACACUGACGGUGGCGCCAUGCACCAGCAACCUGCACCACCAACAAGCGAGUUUUUGGCGCCCUCCCAAGUGCCUCCGGCUCGCCGAAACUCUCGCAGCAGUCAAAGCGGAGACAACACUGUCUUCCCCGCCCCGACCAUCACCGGCACUCCCGCAAUCACCGUCAACGGAGCGCCGACGUCAAGCACACCCACUUCCGAUGUCCAGCUCUUUGCCGACUUUUGCAACACGGUUCGGCGAAACAGCGUAUCUGGUCCGCUCCCGGCGCACGAGAUGCCAUUCCACAGCAAUCCGGUGCACCAGCAACCCAAACGAGAGCGCCUGUCCGAAUCUGACGACGGACGACCCGACGGAAGUGCCAGCCGACCUGGCGCUGCCCCUAUUCUUCCCGGCCCGGGCAGCGGCGCGUUUUACCAAGGCCCAAUCGGCGGCAGCUAUGAAGGGAUGCCUGACAAUGAGUAUUCCGGGCGCAUUCGGGCAAAUACGUACAAUGGCGCGGUGCCUCCGGCGCCUGGAUUCUCGCCCUUCCAGCCUUACUACUCGCAGAUGCACCCCCACGCACCGCACGGCCAACCCAUGUACCCAUACCAAGGCAUGCAGCAGGUGCCACAUCCCUACAUUCAAAUGCAGGGCUUGCCACCAAGCGCUGCUGGCGGGUUUCUGCCGUCCCCAUACGUCAAGUAUCCUCGCACGGUGCAGUCCAGCAACGGGUUUGUUGCUCCCAAUAACAGCGUCUGUGAGCCUGCAGACUUAAUGUCUCACUACGCAGGCAGCAACAGCGGCAGCUACUUUUACCAGAGCGUUGCGCCGUCGUCCAUGAAACCCUCGCACUCGCUCAGCGGAUUCCCGCACUCUGCAAACGCGGAUGGCCGGCGGUUGCAAGGCCAUGCCGAGGAAGCCGACGAAGACGACGAGGACGCAGAAAGCAGCAGCGACGGCAGCGAGCACAACGGUCGUCGCAACGGCAAUAGUUCGACGAGCGAGGAUAUUCGCUGCGUGUGUGGCUCCACGGCCUGGGAUGGCAAAUUCAUGCUUGCCUGCGACAAAUGCCAAAAGUGGCUCCACGGCGAUUGUGUCAACGUUCGUCCGCGCUCUGUUCCGAAAGUUUGGCACUGUCCUUCCUGCGCUUCGAACGCAUAACCCCCAGCAGCAGCACGCUGAUUCAUUCGUGGAGUCGUAUUUCAAGUUGCGUCUAGAGCAAGAUGAAUGGAGCUGCUCAGGCAAGUUCCGGAUUUGAGAAAUCGCUAUCGGGUCGAGCUGGUGUGUUUCUUGCUGUAGUUGUUUGAGUUUUGGUGUUUUUCAUGCGCUCUCCUUUCUUUUUCUUUUUUGAAGCUCUUGCUUUUUCUUCUUUGGUUUGCCGUGUCGUUUUUCCCGCUCCUUUUCGUCGGUGCGUCCGAACCACCGUUACACUAGCGAUUGCUAUUAUUUCCUACGGGUCGAUUUGUGUUUUGCCUGUGAAUACAUUGUUUUUGGAAUGAA
Messenger RNA from Capsaspora owczarzaki ATCC 30864, 2303 nucleotides. RefSeq lists its product as hypothetical. NCBI's taxonomy places the organism in Eukaryota, Filasterea, Ministeriida, Capsasporidae. The record is from RefSeq and is a predicted model, not a curated record. Gene Ontology annotation, molecular function: DNA-binding transcription factor activity, RNA polymerase II-specific; RNA polymerase II cis-regulatory region sequence-specific DNA binding; protein dimerization activity. Gene Ontology annotation, biological process: regulation of transcription by RNA polymerase II. The transcript is spliced from 4 exons. The coding region runs from base 48 to 1964 and encodes 638 amino acids.